GAAAUGCAGGAAUGUCUGACGCAACUCUUGUCUUGUAAAACCGUCAUCUAUGUCACACACCAGCUGGAAUUCCUGGAUGCUGCUGACCUUAUACUGGUUAUGAAGGAUGGAAAGAUCGUACAGUCUGGGAAGUACGAAGAGUUAAUAGCCAGUGUUGAUGGUGAGCUCGUGCGACUAAUUGCAGCACAUAAGAAGUCACUAAACCAAGUUAUUCCGCAUAUGGAGCAUAACCUUGCAGCAAUAAAACCAUAUAGGAAAAUUGAUUUUGAGUUAACUGAAGAGAAACCUAUCAAUCAGAUAAGAAAUAGUGAAUCCUUGUACCGUACUCAUGAGGAAGAGAGGGAAUCUGGACGGGUUAAAUAUAGCAUUUACCGCACAUUUGUGACUUCAUCAUAUAAGGGAGCACUAGUUCCAGUAAUUCUGUUUUGUCAAAUUCUCUUCCAGGGACUGCAGAUGGCCAGCAAUUACUGGAUUGCCUGGGCAACCGAAAAGAAUGAUAGAAUAAGCAGGGGAAAGUUGAUAGGAAUAUUUGUUCUACUGUCUGCAGGUAGCUCUCUUUUUAUGCUGGGGAGGGCAGUGUUACUGGCAACAAUAGCAAUUGAGACGGCACAAUGUAUUUUCCUUAAAAUGACUACAAAACUUUUCCGGGCUCCCAUCUUCUUUUUCGAUUCAACGCCUACAAGUCGAAUCAUUAAUAGGACUUCUACAGACCAAAGUAUACUGGAUACAGACAUUCCAUACAGACUAGCUGGAUUGGUAUUUGCGCUUGUGCAGCUCAUUUGCAUCAUAAUUCUAAUGUGCCAAGUUUCCUGGACAGUAUUCAUUCUUUUUAUUAUUGUACUUGCUGUCUCCGUGUGGUACCAA
Phalaenopsis equestris is the source of this 864-nucleotide messenger RNA. RefSeq names its product ABC transporter C family member 3-like. The record is from RefSeq and is a predicted model, not a curated record. Gene Ontology annotation, cellular component: vacuolar membrane; plant-type vacuole. The annotation marks the transcript as partial. Gene Ontology annotation, biological process: transmembrane transport. NCBI's taxonomy places the organism in Eukaryota, Viridiplantae, Streptophyta, Magnoliopsida, Asparagales, Orchidaceae. Gene Ontology annotation, molecular function: ATP binding; ABC-type transporter activity. The transcript has 3 exons.